AUGGCGAGCGCUAUGCAAUCACGGGUUGCCAGGGAAGUCUUCAAGUCGUAUGGCUAUGUUGUCCUGUGGAUGUCGAUAUCCAUUUCCGUGAUACUGUUCAAUAAAUGGUUGCUGGCUUUCUCUGGGUUCCCAUAUCCAAUUUCCCUGACAAUGUGGCACAUGGCCUUUUGUUCUACCAUCGGUUUCCUGUGCGUGAGAGUGGGGCGAUUCGUGAAGCCUCACAACAUGAGCAAGCAGGACUACUUCAGGCGUGUGAUGCCCAUCGGUGUGUUGUAUGCGGCAAGCUUGUGGCUGUCCAACUCUUCGUAUCUGUACCUCUCUGUGUCCUUCAUCCAGAUGACCAAGUCUCUGAUGCCUGGUCUGGUCUAUGCCACGGGCAUCAUGCUCGGGACGGAGCAGUUCAGCCGGGCUAAUGCUGCCAACAUGAUGCUGAUCGCCUUUGGGGUGGUGGUGUGUGCAAUUGGAGAAGUCAAUCUGGUGCUAAAGGGGGUCAUGCAGCAGCUGGCUGCUCUGCUGUUCGAGGCAGCAAGGCUCACAUUGGUACAGAUCCUGAUCAACAGCAAAGGGCUGCAGAUGAAUCCAAUCCAGAGCUUGUACUAUGUGUCGCCUGCCUGCCUGAUUUGCCUGUCCAUCCCCUUUGUCGCACUUGAAAUGGUACCACUCGCACACGAUGAGACAGUGCACUUCUAUCCCUCAGUCUUCCUAGCAAAUGCACUGGCUGCCUUUGCGCUGAAUCUGGCUGUGUUCCUCUUGAUUGGAAAGACAAGUGCGCUGACAAUGAACAUUGCGGGAGUGAUCAAGGACUGGAUGCUGAUCUUCUUCUCCUACUACCUCUUUGGGGCGCCAGUGACGGCCAUAAACCUGCUCGGCUAUGCCUUCUGCUGCUCAGGGGUCGCGGUUUACAACUACAUGAAGCUGCAAAUGAUACGGCAAAAAGCAGCACAGAGCUCAGGGAAGGAUCUCUUGGGAAUGCGUCACAGGUCAAAGGAGGAGAUUAUGGAGGAGAUCAGACAGCUCCAAAAUGAAAUGACCAAGCUUGAUGAGGGCUCUCAUGCUGAGACUGCAGCUUCAAAGGAGAACUAG
Molecule: messenger RNA, 1083 nt
Organism: Coccomyxa subellipsoidea C-169
Lineage: Eukaryota; Viridiplantae; Chlorophyta; Trebouxiophyceae; Coccomyxaceae
Product: solute carrier protein
Exons: 7
Coding region: 1-1083 (360 amino acids)
Cellular component (GO): Golgi apparatus; trans-Golgi network; endosome
Molecular function (GO): antiporter activity
Source: RefSeq, a predicted model, not a curated record